AUGGGCGAAGGAUCUCUCCAUUUUCGUUCAAUAUGAAUUGAUAAAACAACUCUAGAUUCGUCGUGAAGUUGGCAACGGGCCAAGAUGGCCGACCGACCAAUGGCGGCGCGGAACGCAGCGAGCGCGCGGAGGCGAGCCACAGCUCAAAAUUCCCCACCGCGCUCGACCGCCGUUCAUAUCUGCGAGCAGUGCGGUACAAGACUCGCGUAGUGUUAAGUAAUUUAUUUCAAAUAUUUUUCAAAACAAAUCAUGAGGGAAAUCGUGCACCUCCAAGCCGGCCAGUGCGGCAACCAGAUUGGAGCCAAGUUCUGGGAAAUCAUCUCUGACGAGCACGGCAUCGACCCCACCGGCGCUUACCAUGGCGACUCCGACUUACAGUUAGAGCGUAUCAACGUAUACUACAAUGAGGCUUCCGGUGGCAAAUAUGUGCCUCGUGCCAUCCUCGUCGAUCUGGAGCCCGGCACCAUGGACUCCGUCCGCUCAGGACCCUUCGGACAAAUCUUCCGCCCGGACAACUUCGUCUUCGGUCAGUCCGGUGCCGGCAACAACUGGGCCAAGGGACACUACACAGAAGGUGCUGAGCUUGUCGAUUCAGUACUUGACGUAGUACGUAAAGAAUCAGAAUCAUGCGAUUGCCUACAGGGCUUCCAGCUCACACACUCCCUUGGCGGUGGUACCGGAUCCGGUAUGGGUACCCUACUUAUCUCAAAGAUCCGCGAAGAAUACCCCGACAGAAUUAUGAACACAUACUCAGUCGUCCCCUCGCCCAAAGUAUCAGACACUGUCGUAGAACCGUACAACGCUACCCUGUCAGUCCACCAGCUCGUAGAGAACACAGACGAAACAUAUUGUAUCGACAACGAGGCUUUAUAUGACAUCUGCUUCCGCACGCUCAAAUUGUCCACACCCACAUACGGCGAUCUCAACCACUUAGUCUCUCUCACAAUGUCUGGUGUCACCACCUGCCUCAGGUUCCCCGGUCAGUUGAAUGCAGAUCUCCGCAAACUUGCCGUCAACAUGGUUCCUUUCCCACGUCUUCACUUCUUCAUGCCCGGUUUCGCCCCUCUCACAUCCCGCGGAAGCAGGCAAUACCGAGCCCUAACCGUACCCGAGCUGACGCAACAGAUGUUCGACGCCAAGAACAUGAUGGCGGCGUGCGACCCGCGCCACGGCCGCUACCUCACCGUGGCCGCCAUCUUCCGCGGACGCAUGUCCAUGAAGGAAGUCGACGAACAGAUGCUCAACAUCCAGAACAAGAACUCGUCCUACUUCGUCGAAUGGAUCCCUAACAACGUGAAGACAGCCGUGUGCGACAUCCCACCGCGUGGCCUCAAGAUGGCCGCGACCUUCAUCGGCAACUCGACCGCCAUCCAGGAGCUGUUCAAGCGCAUCUCGGAGCAGUUCACGGCUAUGUUCAGGCGCAAGGCUUUCUUGCAUUGGUACACCGGCGAGGGCAUGGACGAGAUGGAGUUCACCGAGGCGGAGAGCAACAUGAACGACCUGGUGUCCGAGUACCAGCAGUACCAGGAGGCCACCGCCGACGAGGACGCAGAGUUCGACGAGGAGCAGGAGCAGGAGAUGGAGGACCACCAUUAAGCGCUGCCGAUGCGUUAUCGGUCGCUUCAAAAGUACAUGCCAUGCCAUUUUAUGUCCUGUUACUUUUUGUUUAAGUAACAUUAUUGAUUCCUAUGAAUAUUGAAAAGACAUGCUUUCUAACUUUUAACAGAAUGCACGACUAAACUAUUUGCCGGUCAUGACACUGUAACGUAAACCGAAAGCAUUUGAAUUGCCUAUAAUACAUUCCUUGUCAUUCAACCGUACCUCGUUGAGAGUAAGAUCUGAAAUUAGUAAAGGCUGAUCUAUUAUAAAGACAUCUCUUUAUGUUUUAUAUAGUUUGGAUCCACAUAUCUACCAAACGUGAUUAAUUAUGAUGGCUUCAAUAACAGAAGUUUUAUUAAAAUUGUUUUGAACAAUAAUUUAUUGUAUAUAAUAAAGAUUAUUAUUUAUUUAAAUG
Messenger RNA from Chilo suppressalis (striped riceborer), 2014 nucleotides. The record is from the annotation of a GenBank genome assembly. NCBI's taxonomy places the organism in Eukaryota, Metazoa, Arthropoda, Insecta, Lepidoptera, Crambidae.